Molecule: messenger RNA, 1906 nt
Organism: Cyprinodon variegatus (sheepshead minnow)
Lineage: Eukaryota; Metazoa; Chordata; Actinopteri; Cyprinodontiformes; Cyprinodontidae
Product: regulation of nuclear pre-mRNA domain-containing protein 1A-like
Exons: 8
Coding region: 214-1119 (301 amino acids)
Biological process (GO): mRNA 3'-end processing
Cellular component (GO): RNA polymerase II, holoenzyme
Molecular function (GO): RNA polymerase II complex binding
Source: RefSeq, a predicted model, not a curated record
GCUCCGCCCCCUUCGCGAAGACCUCGGAGCUCCAGCAAGAGGGCGGCGGUGGCUGGUUAGCAUGAACAAAUGCUCUCAGCUAUCCACCGUUUGCUGUAGUAUUUUUAAAAGGUGCCAAUAAUUAAUGAGCUGAUCGAUUAGCCCGAUACAGAGGAGGCCUUUCCGAGGAGCCUAAAGCUGCCUCCCGCAGUGCUUUCUACUCACCUGGUCGAGAUGUCUGCUUUCUCCGAGGCGGCAUUAGAGAAAAAACUAUCCGAGCUUAGCAACUCUCAGCAAAGUGUGCAAACGCUGUCGCUCUGGCUCAUCCACCACAGAAAACACUCGAAGACUAUCGUCACUGUGUGGUUCAACGAACUGAAGAAAGCUCAGGUAUCCCGCAAGCUGACCUUCCUUUACUUGGCUAACGACGUCAUUCAGAACAGUAAAAGAAAAGGACCGGAGUUCACCCAGGACUUUGCGCCGGUCAUUGUGGAAGCUUUCAAACAUGUGAACAGGGAGGGCGAGGAGGGCUGCAAGAAACAGCUGGGUCGGGUUCUAUCCAUCUGGCAGGAGAGAGCUGUGUAUGAGAACAGCCUGCUGGAGCAGCUCUCUCAGGUGCUCUACGGGGAGAAGAAACCCAAAAAAAGAUCUUAUGAGGAGAUCCACCCAGUCGAUGAAGGCUUUGCCUCUCGUAGCUCCCCGUCUGAUCCUCCACAGACAGCAGAGUUAAUUCGAGCCCUGCAGGAGCUCGAGAACGCAGCCUCCAGCGACUUGGUCCUGCGUCAGCGCAUCUCUGCUCUUCCUGCCGAGGUCCAGGACACGGCGCUCCUUCACAGGAUCACAGCUGCAGAGAUGCUAACCUCAGACAAGGAAUCGGGCGAGCGGCUGUCCAGGAUGGUGGAAGAAGCCUGUAUGCUCCUAGCCGACUACAGCGGUCGCUUGGCCGCUGAGAUCGAUGACAGGAGGCAGCUUACCCGAACGCUGACGGCCUUCCUGCAGAGCCAGAAGGAUGGCUUGGCCCAGAACGAGCAGAAACUUGAAGAGUACAAGAGGAAACUGAUGAGGGUGUCUCAGGUCCGAAAAGAGCUGCGAUUGCGUCUCAGUAAUCUUUCAGAAGGACGCCGCAACUCCUCCAAAUGACGGCCCACUCACCGCCUCAGCAAACCUUUCAUGUGAACAAAGCAUCUGUUCUUGCCGAUCUCCACUGGACUAUUUAUUUGUGUCUCUUGAGCCCAAGUGUCUACAUCUCCAUGUCCAAACUCGGCUUUUUAAUUUAAGGAUAAGUUACGAUUGUAUGGCAGGACUUUCAUGUGUUUACCCCUGCAGUCUGACUUUAACAGCUUUAAAGUGUUGGGAUUUGAUGUUUUGCACCAGAGUGUGAUGAUCCAUGUGUCCCAGUAUUUGGAUUUAUUUGCUAAUAUGCCUUUUAUUUUUUUUUCCACACUUGCGUGUAUGAAGCUUUUUGUUAGAGAUCACUAUGGCAGUCACUCAAGCUGGAAUCACUAAUUUUAUAAAGUGUAUGGAUGGAAGAAAAAAAAGUAUAUUUUAGGAUUCUCAGAAAACGUAGAAAUCUGAGUUUUGUGAAGCAAAUCAUGUCUGUUGAUGCUUUUCAUAAAGCCUUUUUGUGAAUGGACUGUGUGAGAUCUUUGCUCAAUGUAAACACAUUAGUUUGUAAAUAUUGAAGAAAUCAUAACUGUUUAUGAUUUGCUUUUAACAACCAGAUCAAAUGCAAGUAGCUUGGGUAUAUAUUUUACCUGUAGUGUUACACAUUAUGUGAAGAAGUGUGUUUUCUUGUUUACUGUGAUGCUUUUUAGUUUCAAACAAAUGCGUCAUGCAGUGAAGAAAAGGGAAGCAGUUCUCUGAGCUACACUAAAAACAGUUUUGUGUCCCUUUAAAGCAAAUGCUUCGUGAUACAAAAUAUAAUAAA